Strongylocentrotus purpuratus (purple sea urchin) is the source of this 562-nucleotide messenger RNA. RefSeq names its product E3 ubiquitin-protein ligase MIB2-like. Gene Ontology annotation, biological process: protein ubiquitination. Gene Ontology annotation, molecular function: ubiquitin-protein transferase activity. Gene Ontology annotation, cellular component: cytoplasm. Lineage: Eukaryota; Metazoa; Echinodermata; Echinoidea; Camarodonta; Strongylocentrotidae. The record is from RefSeq and is a predicted model, not a curated record. The transcript is spliced from 4 exons. The coding region runs from base 29 to 493 and encodes 154 amino acids.
GCUUGUCCGGAUAAGUGAUGAUAUCGAGAUGGUCAAAAGAUUACAGUCUGGACAUGGCGGAUGGACGGCAGCUAUGAAACAGGCCAUCGGUACAGUUGGAAAGGUGGUAGAGAUUGACGGAUCGGAUAUUCACGUCAAAAUCAAGGGCAAUCUCAAAUUCGUUUUCAAUUCUGUAAACCUGACUCCAGAACGGUUUCGUGCUCCUAAACCAGAAUAUGAAAAUUUUGACGAAAAUUUGCGUGGUCUCCCUCGGGCCAUGCAGGAUCCUCAAUGGAGCAUCAUGAUUCAUGCAGAAGCAGGUGAUAUCAACAAGAUGGAGCGUAUCUUGGCUAUACAUCCAGAAUGGAUUCAUUAUGAGGCAGUGCCGGGCAUAACACUGUUAGGGUGCAGUGCAGCUAAAGGAGAUGUACGCAUGAUGAAGUUCCUCGUUGGUAAAGGGGCCUUUAUUGAGAACGACCACAAAGCCCCACUUUACCAGUCGACACUUGCGUAAGAAAUUCCAAGAAAAAAUAGUAUUUUUGUAAACCUAAUGAUAAUUUGUGUUGCCUACCUGUUAUGCUUU